AUGCACGUCACAUUUGUCCCAGGCAUCAAGUUCGGUCGUAGGAAUCCUACUAUUCAUGGAAAUAGCGGCACUGCUCUGCGUAUGCAGAAACUAGCCGGAUCCUUCAUAAUCGAUAACUUCCAGAUAACAGAAAAAGAAAUUUCCUGGAAGAAUGCAUAUUCAAAUGAACAGGAUUUGGAGCAUGUGCGAUUCCGAUUGGAGAAUGUGGUGGGCGGGAUUAGAUCAUUUGCGAUUGCGAUUGUGGAUGCGCAAAGUCCUGGUAGUGGCGAUGCUGUCCAUGUGGAGGUCACUAAAUUUAUAUUGGACCCGGAGAAUCCUCAAUCUGGAAGACAUCUUCCAAACACUGAAUUCCUAGUCUCACCUCGUCGGGUUGCUCAACAACCUUCUUUGCUCCAAGAUUCGUCCCCAGGGGACUCGUAUUUUCCCUCUGCAACUUCUGGUAGACAUCCCAAUAAUGACCGUCCAAACAUCCAAACUCCUACCAACCAAUCUACACUAAUACGCUCCCGCUUCCAACUUAUCUUCCACCCUGUACCGGGCGGUGACCUCGACGAUCCGUCCACAUUCGAAAACACUAAGCGCAUGGUAGAUAUAAUUACUCGAUACCUGAACCAAGGCGUGCACUAUCACCAGCUAUCGCCUUCCGACUUCACUUUGGUUAAUGGAUGGGUCGCGGACGGAAACGGUUCUAGUCCUGUUGUCGAAUUCCGGACAGAGGAUUCCAAUAGGAGAGGUCAUUGCAACCCGUUUUGUCUUGGGAUGAUAGAUGUUCCGUAUGACGCUGGAGAUGAAUCUGAAAAUCCCGAUACAACGAGGAUACAUGGCACACUUGCUCAAGAUCGAUGGCAGCUGCACUUGGAUCACGCCGUGUCACGAACCCUGUCGUAG
Molecule: messenger RNA, 888 nt
Organism: Lentinula edodes (shiitake mushroom)
Lineage: Eukaryota; Fungi; Basidiomycota; Agaricomycetes; Agaricales; Omphalotaceae
Exons: 2
Coding region: 1-888 (295 amino acids)
Source: RefSeq, a predicted model, not a curated record